AUGGUGAACAAAGUUAGAGACGGUGGUUGGAUUCCGAUAGUGAGGCAAUGGAGAGAAGGUGGAGCACAAAAUAAGGAAGCACAACAUGGCCUUUUCACUGUCUUUGUGGACAAUAUCCCGUCAACUAUGGAUGCUAAAGCUCUGUACAAACUCUUCAUCAAGUUCGGGAUUGUGAAGGAUACUUACAUCCCUUUCAAAAGAAGGAGAGUGACCAAUUCAAGAUUCGGGUUUGUGCGUUAUAACUGCAACAUAGCAGCAUCUGUCGCAAUCCAAAAAGGGAAUGUGCUUUUGGUGGAUGACUCUAUGCUAGAGGUCAAAAUGGCCGCUUAUGACAGAAAUAGCAGAAGUGAACAGAGUAAGAGAAAGCUUCAGCCUCCCAGAAGAUUCUCGGAUUCAAUUAAUUUCAAGGGUAAAGCUGCAUUUGUGGAUAUACUUAAUCAAGAUGCAUCUAAUAAGUAA
Messenger RNA from Camellia sinensis, 459 nucleotides. Lineage: Eukaryota; Viridiplantae; Streptophyta; Magnoliopsida; Ericales; Theaceae. The record is from RefSeq and is a predicted model, not a curated record.